Molecule: messenger RNA, 6082 nt
Organism: Schistosoma haematobium
Lineage: Eukaryota; Metazoa; Platyhelminthes; Trematoda; Strigeidida; Schistosomatidae
Gene: GALNT1
Product: Polypeptide N-acetylgalactosaminyltransferase 1
Exons: 10
Coding region: 70-1791 (573 amino acids)
Cellular component (GO): Golgi apparatus
Source: RefSeq, a predicted model, not a curated record
AUUUGAAGGUCAGGGUCGAGUAGGUGGCUUUUUGGAGGUGUGUUUAGUGAGUCACUUCACUGUUUGGGGAUGUUGAGGGAUUUAGCUUUCCCAAUGAAGUCCUCUACCAUCAAACUAUUUAUCCUGGUUUUUCUUCUCUUACUGGUACUCCAACUCAUAUUCUUCUACUCCUCAAGCAUAGAUGUUGUCAAUAUAGUUGGUCAACUAGGUAAUUCGGGAUUAGCGGAUAGUGGCGGUAGAUUUGGCCCACGUGAUCAAUUGGAGACACUUGGUGAUAUGGGUCGUCCAGUUGUCUUACCUGAGUUUCUGAAAGCUGAAUCUAAGCUCACAUUUCAUGUAAAUGAAUUCAAUCUUGUUGUUAGUAAUUUGAUUGGUCUACGUCGUAAUUUAGAUGAUUUUCGUCAUCCUAGUUGUAGGCAACCAAUACCGUUGGAUAAAUUGAUUCCAUUCAAAACAAGUGUUAUUAUUGUAUUUCAUAAUGAAGCUUGGUCAGCUUUAUUGCGUACUGUUCAUUCGGUUCUUGAUCGUACACCAGUACAAUUGCUUCAUGAAAUUAUUCUUGUAGAUGAUGCUAGUACACAAUCCCAUUUAGGUGAUCAAUUGAAAACUUAUGUAAAUUCACUAAAUAAGCCUGUACGAAUUGAACGUAUGUCAAAUCGAAGUGGUUUAAUACGUGCUCGAUUACAUGGAGCGAAAAUUUCCACUGGUAAAACGCUUACAUUCUUAGAUGCACAUUGUGAAGUGACUAUUGGUUGGCUAGAAACUCUACUUAGACAUAUUUCAGAAAAUCAAGAACGUAUAGUUUGCCCGAUCAUUGAUGUUAUUAGUCAUGAUACGUUUGAAUAUCUUCUUGGUUCUGAUCGUACAUGGGGUACAUUCGAUUGGCAAUUUAAUUUCCAUUGGGAAAAUGUUGUAGAUAGAGAAAUAGAGCGUAUUAAUGAUGAGCAUAAUGUCCCGUUACGAACACCUACUAUGGCUGGUGGUUUAUUCACCAUUACUCGUGAAUACUUUUAUAAGAUUGGUGCUUAUGACGAAGAUAUGGAAAUAUGGGGUGGUGAAAAUAUUGAAUUAUCAUUUCGUGUUUGGCAAUGUGGCGGUGAAUUACUAAUCGAUCCUUGUAGUCGUGUUGGACAUGUAUUUCGUAAAUCUUCACCAUAUACAUGGCCCGGUGGUGUUAGUCAUAUAUUACAUAAGAAUUUUGUACGUACUGCACUAGUUUGGUUAGAUCAGUAUAGUCGAUUUUAUUUUAUGCUGAAUCCAUCUGCUUUAUCAGUUGACUAUGGAGAUAUUUCUAAACGUAAAAAACUUCGUCAACAAUUAAAUUGUAAAAGUUUUCGUUGGUAUUUAGAGAAAAUUUAUCCUGAAUCAUCUAUUCCAAUUGAUGUGAUAAGAUUAGGUGAAGUUCGUCAUAAAUCUGGUCAAUGCCUUGAUUCUCUUGGGCAUAAAAUUGGUGAAACUGUCGGUGUUACACAUUGUCAUGGACAAGGUGGUAAUCAAGUAUUUGCAAUAACUGAAAGUGGUACAAUUCGUGUUCAUGCAGGAUGCAUAGAUGGUGGAGAUAGUCGAAGUAUUGGAACUGGAAUAUUAACUUUAAAAAAGUGUAAAAAGGAUAGUAUCAGUCAAAAAUUUGAAUUUAUCGGGAAUCAAAUAAUUCAUAAAGCAACAAAAUUGUGCCUUGUAAUUAUAUCAAUUGGUAAAGGUGUACGACUCUCAUUAAGAGUGUGCACGGAUACAAAUGAUUCCUAUUGGACUCUUCCUCCAUUAUUUAAUGAUACAUCAGUUUUAUUGUAAAAAGAAUAAUGUUUUCUACGCCCAUUUAUCUUUUCAGAUGUGGUAUAUAUAUAUAUAUAUAUAUAGUAUUGCUUUAAUUCUUUUAUGUAUACUUUCCACCCAAUAUCUUCUUCCAAAAUGAUGUUACAUCAUCAAUUGAAUGAACUUUUUUUUUCAAUGAAAAGUCAAGUUUCUUCUGUUAUUCAAUUUAUUUUUUAAUUAACAUUAGAUUUGAGAUAAUUGAUUGUUUUAUCUAAUAUACAUAUAAUAUGUGUAUAUGGUCUUAGCAGGUAAUUUUUUGUUAAUUUCAUAUGUAUAUUACUUAUAAGUAGUAAUGAAUUUCAUCAAAUUAAUUUGUUGCUUCAAAAUUGACUUGACAACUUUCUAUGUUUGUUUAUAAAAUCGAUAUUGAUACAAAAAGCCAUGUAAAUUACAACAAUAACAACAAGUCAACUAGGAAUAUUUAGUUAAGUGUUUAUUUUUAUUCUUUCAACUAUCAAUCUACCUAUCGGAGUGUUUAAAUGGUGGUUGGUAAUAAUCACUACUUUUGUAUAAAAUAAAUUAAGUAUGAUCAAAUCGGCUUUUUUUUCUUUUACAAAUGUAACAGUCAAUACAACUGUGUAACUGCGUACAUGGGGUCUAACUAACUCAUUCCAUUGAUUAAAUGUCUACAUUCAAUUCUCGGCGCAAUUUUUUUUAUUUGAUCUGAUUUUUCCCGCCUACCGUGUGAACUCGAAAUUAAAACUCGCUAUGUGAUUCAGUUUGAUGAUUUUCGCAAUAGGUUUGUUCUACCCGCCUCCAAUGUUUUUUUUUUACUAUUUUCAUCUUCAGUUAGAAGCUGACUAGUUCUCUGCCACAGAAGGUCGUUGCUUAUGGUAUCCGGCUAAACAAUAUUUAGUAUCUUAUAUAGACAACUGUUUAUAAAUACCUGUACAUUUUCUAUGAUGAUUGGAGUUGUUGUCCGCCUUUUACCUCCAUACAGUGGAAAUGUCUUGGCGUCCAUAUUGAAAGUCCUGACUAUGUUGUUGGUGGACAGAUGUUUCGAUUACCAGGUGUCUUUCAAUUGUAGAUAUGCAUCCCUUUUACUGUCAAUAGUUGUCUCCACAUCUUUAUCAGGUCCUCCUUGUUUAUCGGUCAUGGCAGUCAGGUACGUGAAAGUCUCGUCCGCUCCCAGGGCUACUCCAUGGAGUGUGGUUUUAUUGGUGUUCUCUGUUGUAUUUUAGUAUCUUUCUCUUCCUAUUUUAGUGGCCCAUGGAUCUGACUCCAAGAUCGUACGAAUGAUUGUUAUCGCCUAUUCUCGUAUAUCAUCGUCGACUUAAAUCGCGUUAGUCAAUAACGGUACGUCGAGUCGUAUUCCUUUUUGGUCGUUAGGCCCAGAGUGGUUUGUGUGGUUUGAGGGAGAUGCGCUCGACCUCGUUUGUUACAAAACCGUACCAAGGCAUGACAAAAAUACCAAUACAUAUGAUUAGCGAUGGCAACGUAUGAGACUGACUUGAAUGUGACGAACUUGAGUGUAUCUUUGAGAGACUAGCUCUAAACUCUAUGUUCUGAUAUACUGUGCGAUGGGUAUAGAAUAAUAGUUGCAGUACUCGAAUAGCGUUUUUGAGUGAUAAAGGAUGCAACAUGCAAUUAUGCACGUGGAAUAAUAGACGAAAUGAAGGUAAUGGAUACUAUUCAGCUAGUUAGAAGCAUCCACAAACAUAAUAGGAGGCGAUUUCGAAGUGAAAAAUGUAUAUUGUGAUAACAUAAAAUAAUGACCUCGACUAAGCGAAUGAAUUUAAUAUUAAAUCAAAAUGACAUGGAAAAAUUGGAACGAACUCACUUAAAGCAGGGAAAUUUCACGUUUUUGAAUAAUCUAAAUAUCCCAAUGAGUUCUGGAUGUAAUUACGUCGAGUGGAAUUUUCAUAAAAUGAUAAUUAGUUCGGUGAGUGAUAUGAUUGCGAAAAUGUCAUAAUUUAAUGACAGCACCAACAAGAUUAAUAAUUCCACAUUCGGUCAUGAUAUUGACAAUAAUGUAAUAAUAAGCAUAUAAUGAUAAUUUGAAUCCGACAAAUGUAUCAUUGAGGAUAAUUGACAUGAGGACAAAGUAACAAUAAGAUUUGUGCAUGUCCAUGUCGUGCUGCACAGGCUUUGAUGAGUGCGUCGGAUUAGAGAUUGAGCUGGACCCGUUGGGUUUGUUCGUCGAAUGUAUCAAGUGCAGAAAUCUCUUCAUCGACGUAGCUUGCUGCCUUGGAUUCGUCGUCGGCGGGCUUACCAUUUUAGUGAGGCCCUUUUAUUUGCCAUCAUUUUGAUCGAACGGUUUUCGUUGAAGGGCUCACCAAUUUAGUGUCCCGUUGAUCUGACUUCAAGAUCGUACGAAUGAUUGUUCUCGCCUAUUCUCGUAUAUCAUCGUCGACUUAAAUCGCGAUAGUCAAUAACGGAAUUAAAUAAGUCAAAUAACGAGAAUUGACUUGUGAAUACAUAUAUUUUGUAUGUGAAGCGAAUGAAACAGAGCAAAGCAAAAUGACACGCAUGGAAGAUGGCUGGGAAGCCAACUCCAUUUUAGUCAAGCGUUACUCAAUAUUUAUAGUCAGACAAAAAUAAGCUACAGACAUGUGAUUAAUGGGAUAAGAAGGGCACACACAUAUGCGCUUAUAUAAAAACAGUCUAGAUUGAUAAGCGAAUAAAUAACAAGGUCAAAGUAUGGCUCAAGUGGAAUUAAUAGAAUGGGAUGUCCGAAAGCUAGAAUAAGAUACAGUAUGGGCUUAAAAUAUUGACUGACACUGCACUCUGAAUAUGUUGAGGCCUAUAGCUGCCACACCGACUGUCUUCAUUUAGAUUUCUCAAAUAACCUAUCUCUUUCAUUUCAUAGACUGACGAAAUAUUUAGCUGUAUCCCAGCUAUCGAUUGUAUUCGGUGUUGCAUCUGAGAUGUGGAGGUCUUCAUAAUACAGUCAAGGAAGUUUGCAGAUGCUAUUUUGGUGUCCGAUAAGUUCAGUGGGACUGGUCAAUUCAAGAUCACUUCAAGGUGUUUCACUUACCUUUAUAUGUGAUUUCAAUGUUUCAGCUGGCAUGUUGUCAGAACCUGUUCGCUAUCCGCUCAUCACUCGUCUGAUGGCCAUCUCGAUUUCCUCGAUCAUUGGUGGAGUAGCAGCUAUAUGAUGGUUUGUGAAUGCUACUUCGAUGUCCAGUUAGGCUGGUCUAUUCAAUAGUUCCUCAAAGUGUCCUGCCCACAUGUUCCUCUUCCUGGAUCUCAGUGCAUGUAUUGCCUUUGUUCUUGAUUGGUUACCAUGCUUUACCAUAUUUCCCUGCUAGUUUUUUCUUUCAAUAAUAUAUUUGACUCGCAUCUCCUUCUCUUCCAGCUUCUUGCGCUAUCAUUAAUAGGUCUCCCGUGUAUUUUCACUCAUUAGCCUUAAUGUAUCGCAUCACUCGUUUGUUUGCUCCUGUGUAUUCUGUAUGUGCCUUGGCUUUUGCAGUUCGUGUUCGUCUGCUUCUGAGUGCUAUCUUCUUGUAUCUUGACAAGUUCCCGAUAGUGAUCCACUCUUUAUGAUGUUGCUUUCGCCGCUCACGACCCUCUGGCACAUUGUUGGGAAUGCUUCUUUGAUCCCUAUCAACUUAUUGUCCAUAUUAGUUUUCUCUUCUUUGAGUAGGUCUUCUGGGGCUUGCAACCUGUUGUUGACAGCUAUCUCGCAUUCCUCAUGUAUUUCAGUAUCCCGAAGUAAGCUUUUAUUGAAACUUUGGAAUACUGUAUCCUUAGUUGUUCAGUGCUUCUCUAGCUUCAGUUUCCUCCUGCCAACCGCCAGGUAGAUGGUGGUCUGGAAGUGUAAGUUUCGAUCUUUGUGCUCCUUAGUAUCUUAUUGAUGCAAAUGUGGCCGAUCUGUUUCCGCUUUAUGUGAUCCGAUGAAACCCAUGUAGAUAUGUGUACAAGUUUGUAGGGGGGGGUAUAGUGCCAUCUAUAACCAUUUUGUUGAAGGCAUAAAUAUAAUGGAUAUGAAUAUUACAGUUCGAAUGUAUUUUAAAGCAAAACUAUCGCAGAAUUACAUAAUUGGUGGUGGCCUGCUCGAAUAUCUGGGCUAUUUGUUUCUGCCAUCUAAUUAUUUCAACAAUUUAUCCAGUUUUUUAUUUUGUUUUAACUUCUCAUUAUGUUCUUCAAUCGCAUAACCUAUACAAGCGCUUUUAUGAAAAACCUACGACCUUUCGCUAUACAAGUUCAAAUGGUUGUGGACGGAAUAGAAGAACCUUUCGCUUAACAGGCUUCCGUGUCUAGUAGCAGGGGAUCACCAAAUCCCCUAGGCAGGAACCUAGGUAAUGUUAACAAUAAAAGAGGAAAAAGA